Lindgomyces ingoldianus is the source of this 1609-nucleotide messenger RNA. RefSeq lists its product as uncharacterized. Gene Ontology annotation, biological process: DNA-templated transcription. Gene Ontology annotation, molecular function: DNA binding; zinc ion binding. The record is from RefSeq and is a predicted model, not a curated record. NCBI's taxonomy places the organism in Eukaryota, Fungi, Ascomycota, Dothideomycetes, Pleosporales, Lindgomycetaceae. The transcript is spliced from 4 exons. The coding region runs from base 113 to 1609 and encodes 498 amino acids.
UCAGAAUCGGAAUCUCAAAAGACGGAUCUAGUAUUGGGGCGGCAAUAAUUGCUCUUAUUGCAGCACAGCAGUUUCAAAAUGGCUCAAAUGUGGCUUGAAUGGAGAGAAGGGUAUGCUAAACUUCUUCGCGGCAGAGUUGGUUGAUCCUCUUCUUUCUUCCGCCAACGUCUCCCAAUGGACACCCGUCACGUCCGACAAUGAUUUGCUCAGAAAAUUGAUCCACGCUUACUUCAUGUACGACCACCCUUUUCUCACAGUCGUUCACAAGGACUACUUCCUUCGAGAUUUGGCCAGUGGACGGCACCGUUUCUGCUCGGACCUGCUCGUCAACGCCCUUCUUGCGCAGGCGUAUAAAACACACUCGAAAAUGGACAAUCGAGUCGAAUUUUGGAAUCCACGCACUCUCGGCUACCAGUUUUCGGCUGAGGCUCGAAGGCUGUGGGAGUUUGAAGCCGGGAGGAGCAAAAUUACUACUGUACAAGCCGCAAUGCUAAUGAAUAUCUCAUAUAGCGAAAAUGGAAUGGACAAGAUCGGUUGGGCGUACUUGGUGCAGGCCGUCGAUAUGUCACAUGACCUGCACAUAUUUGAUACCUCCACGGACAUCAAGAGUGCAGAAAUGGAAAACGUACGAGCGUUCACGGCUUGGUCACUAUUUAACUAUCAGACACUGAUGACAUACCAUUUCCACAAACCGCCACUACUGAAAGGCCCACCAAACAUAGAUUUGCCCGAUCCAGUGCAGAACCCGGGGUGGUACGGCGAGAUGUGGAUUCGAUAUCCGCUGAGCCAGACCUUGUCGCCUACUUAUUUUGGCCUAGGUUUCCAGGCCUCGGCUGCGAUGCAGGUUAUGAAGAACGACAUGGGGCUUGAAAUGUAUGGAAACCUAUCUGGCAGUGGCAAGCUGUCGGUUGCGCAGACCAAAACCCUUUUCCAACGAUUGACUGCUUGGUUCGACAGCUUGCCAGGUCCGCUAAAGCCACAGAGAAUUGUCCUUCCUUUACAUUUCAAGAUCCAUGCCUAUUAUUUCCAUAUAAUUUCAGAUCUUUUCCAGCCUCUGGCUGCAGAUCCAGUGACUGCCACGAUCAAGUUCAUGGGUAGGACCCCCCAAGAAAUAAUCUCCUAUGCUUUGACGCGAAUGGAGACUCUCGCCCGCCUCUACUAUCUUCGUCACAGCUUCGACUACUAUGAUGCCUGUGUUCUUCAAUUCCUCAUUCCGCUCGCAUAUUCCGCCCUCAGCCAGAUCUUCAACGCGGACUCCACGACUCCUCUCGCAAGACUAAACGCGCUUCGUUCGACACUAGUUCUCUGCGCCAAAGGUAUUGGUGACCAAGGUCAAAGUUUCUAUAUUGCAAAGGCCGUAUUUCGCAUGAUUCGCGAGAAAAUGAGGCCCGAGGACCACCGGCUCAUGAAUCGGUUUGCCCAAAGCAAAGAGUUAGAAGACGUGGAGCCUCUAAUAUCGCACCAUGUGCAAAGUCAGUGGCCAAUGCCAAUUAUUCGAGUUGAUCGGAAUCCUAGUACGAAUGAUUUCGAAGAAUUAGUGAAGGAGUACAAGAAGUUGAGUAUGGAGGGCGAGGAUGAGGAAGACUGCUCAGGGUUGGAGGAAAACUAG